AAUAAUUUCUUGAAAAUUACUGUUUGGCAACCAGUGUCACCCGUGUUUACACCUGAUGUAAUUGUAAGCUCCGCCCAUUGAGAUUAUUAUUAUCUACUUUCGGUUUAUCAAAUAUGCUAACCAAGUAACAUCUACUUCUGAAUUUAUCAAUUAGAUCUAAAUAUAUGUUUUUAUAUAUGAUUCAAAAUGCAUCAAGCGUCUAACUCUUUACUUAUGGGAUUCAAUUACUUUUAUUUGGGUUCUACUUUAUGUCGUACACUGGAGUUAUUCGGCCACUAUGUACACAUUGGAUAUUGGAGAUUUUCAUUCAUGUUUGAGUGUGCAGUGAAAAUGGAAGGUUACUGUUAAUAGUUUGCUGAAAGUUCAGACAGUUGGAAUACUUAUGAAUAUGUUUCAUGGCCUGGCUAUGCACAAGUUGAGGCAUGAAGUGGGGCACAAUGGCUGUGCAUUCAAGGUCAAAUGUUAUCAAAUGUCUUUUCUGGGUCACUGCAUUGUGCCUAGCAACAGUCACCUUGACAACAGAGGGGGCGGGACUUUAUGACCUGAGUUUCACACAGAACGUUUACAAUGUCUCGGUGCCAGAAAAUUCUCACGGGAAAACGUUUGCCAGUCCGGCAUCAAAAAUGGGGAUAUAUAUACCUGAGAACUUACCAGUGACCAUAACAUACCAGCUGCUGGAUACAACUGAAGAUCUCUUUAAAGUUGAAGACCGGUUAGUUGGGGAUUUCUCUUUCCUCCUUAUACGUACACAUUCCGGAAGCUAUGGUAGACUCAAUCGUGAAUUCAAGUCAGAAUAUCACUUCAAAGUGAAAGCAGUGGCAGAAAGUAAUGGAGUUACGUUUGAAACAACUGCAAAUGUGAUAGUUUAUAUAUCUGAUUUAAACGAUCUUCAGCCAUUAUUUGAUCAGACUAGCUAUGAAGUAACUGUGCCUGAAGACACCCAUCUUCAUCAAAGCAUUGCCCAGGUGUCCGCAUAUGACGGAGAUCAAGGGAUCAAUCGAGAAAUUUACUACAGCUUUGUAGAUAAAACAAACGUGUUUGCCAUUCACCCAACCAGUGGGGUCGUCACUUUAACAAGGCAACUUAACUAUUUCCUUAGAAAGGAAUAUACUUUACAAAUCUUAGCACAGGAUCGUGGUCCAAUAUCAACACAGAGUACUCGCAAAAGGCCAGCAACUCUGUUGGUGCAAGUGAGGCCGGUAAAUUAUUUCCCCCCAGACAUAAACGUUAAAAAACUACCAACUGUGAUAGAGCCCAGUCAAGGUGAGGUAGUGCUUGCUAUCGUCAAGGUGCAAGAUCGUGAUAUUGGGGAAAAUGGGAAGGUUAAAACAGUACAACUGGUACAGAGCCCUGCUAAAGAGCUUAUCAGUCUACAGAAAGGGGGCCAGGAAGGCGAAUAUAGGGUCGUUUUGAGGCCAUCGGCGCAGGUUGAGACACCGAAUCCUGGUUACAACCUGACAGUUCAAGCUAUCGAUAAUGGUGCUCCUGCUUUGGACAGAAAUGAAACAUUUUAUAUCAGUGUUUAUGAUUCAAAUGUCAUACCAAAGUUUACAGUGUCAGCUGUAAGUGUUCAGGUGGAAGAAAUAGCACCCAUUAACACGCCAAUCACGUAUGUACAAGCAGAGUCAAACCGGAGAGUUGAUAUCAGAUAUGAAAUAGUUGGCGGGAAUACGUUUAAUUUAUUUAAAGUCAAUCACAUAUCAGGCCUAGUUUCUACCUCAGCGAUCUUGGAUGCUGAAAAACUGAGAAAUGUGCAGCUGGAAAUUGUGGUCUAUAACGCUGUGCAAAGGAAUCUAAAAUCCAGUGAUUCAUGUAUUGUGAAUAUAACAAUUGUUGACAACAAUGAUAAUGCCCCACAAUUUCAUAACACAGACAAUGUUUCUGAAAUUUAUAUCCAGGAAAAUUUACCGAUUGGAUCAAGUAUUUUCAAAAUUGGUGCCACAGACCUUGAUCAAAAUGAAAAUGGUAAAAUAAGCUUUUCAAUAAUCAAUGCCAAAAAUGUUCCAUUUGAAAUAGAGCCCUUUACAGGCAUUAUUCGGACAUCCAGCAUUUUGGAUUAUGAAACAAUGCGUCACUCGUACAAGUUGAAUAUUCGAAUAUCAGAUUGGGGGCUACCUUUUUCACGGGAAAAUGAAAUGAUUUUCACUGUAAAUCUCCUGGACACAAACGACAACAAGCCUCAGUUUGAGACAGGUAAUUGCUCGGGUGUUAUUCAUAGAAAGGCUCCAGUGGGGACAGAAGUGCAGGUAGUUCCUGCAAUUGACUUUGACAUCAUUGACAUUCUGCAGUACCGUAUUGAAGCUGGAAACGAGAACUCUUGUUUUGCAAUUGACACCGGGACGGCGCGUUUAACGCUAAAUUGCCCACUGGGAGUUAUCAAAGAGACCAGUCAGCGUUUGCGAAUUGUAGCCAAAGAUGGGCUCCAUGACUCUGAUCCUGUUGAAAUUCAGAUUAAUAUCACAAAUGAUCCUGCUGAUCCAAGAAUUUCUGGAAAACCUGUGAACAUUGUCUGCCAGCGUUCAGACAUUUAUCAACGACUUCAGAAUCUUGUUGCACUUUCCCACACUAAUAACGAAGCUACAGAUUUUGGUAUUGCAAAAACGACACUACUAGACGCAGUGAACAUUGCGCCAAAAUUUAACAACUCUGUGCCAAACAAUAUCGAUCUCUCUGAAGGGGUACCUGUCGGUUCAAUCGUUGCCCAGUUUCAAGCUGUUGAUCAGGACGCUUGUUAUAAUGGCAACUUAGUUUAUGUCAUUCGCAGUGGUGAUGUCGAAGGCUAUUUUAAGAUGGAUAUGUUCACAGGUACAUUAACGGUCAUUGCCCCAUUGGACAGAGAGUUUAGAGAUGAAUAUCGCCUGCUUUUGGAAGUGUCUGAUCUUGGCUCCCCACAGUUGCUUAGCAACAUUACAGUUGACAUAAAGGUGCUAGAUGAAAAUGACAAUGCCCCAAAAUUCAAUCAAGACUUGUAUACAGUUACAAUUUCUGAAAAUAUUAAUGUGAACUCUACAGUAGCUCAAGUCUCAGCCACUGAUAAAGAUCUUGGUAAAAAUGCGGAAAUUGUGUACACUAUAGUCUCUAAUACAGAUCAUUUCUCAAUCAAUCCGUCAAGUGGAAUUAUUAAAGUUAACAAGCCUCUUGAUCGUGAAAAGUAUCCAGUUUACCAAGUGCUUGUUCGAGCCUCUGACAGAGGUGAGAAGCUGGUACGUCUCAGCUCCACGGCAAUGGUGCUUGUUGAACUGACAGAUGUCAACGAUGUAGUGCCUGAGUUUACACCAAACUCGUAUAGUGUCAGAAUACGAGAGGACCACCCUGUAGGAUCAGUUGUAACCGUGGUUACAGCAGCUGAUACAGACGAGGGAAAAUUUGGCGAAGUGUCAUACCAUCUUGUUUAUGGGGAAGAUUUCUUUGAGAUCGAUUCGGAAACUGGAGUGAUUAGAAUUAUCAAAGGCUUGGAUUACGAAAGUCACCAAGUGCAUAAUAUCAGUGUAAGGGCGCAAGAUGGAGGCAUACCGCCCCUAGUGUCUGUGUGUUUUAUCAACAUCGAAGUCUCGGAUGUAAACGAGAAUUUCCUAGCUCCUGUGUUUGAAUCAUUUUUUGCUAUUGGAUAUGUAAGUGAGAACGAACCGAUCGGGGUGACUGUGAUGUUUGUAAAAGCGUAUGACCCAGAUGGUGAUGGUGUUACAUAUUCUAUUAGAGACGGAACCGGGCUGGGAAGAUUCACUAUUGAUUCAAAUGGCACGAUUUGCACGAGUCAAGUUCUGGACCGUGAGACGGCUACACACUACUGGCUGACUGUGUAUGCCCAGGACCAUGGACUGGUCCCGCUACACUCGAGACUCGAGGUCUACAUCGAGGUCACUGAUGUCAAUGACCACAUACCGCUGACUUUUGAACCAGUGUACUACGGGACGGUGGUUGAGAACGCAAACAACGAUUUUGUGACCCAGAUACAGGCGUUCGAUCUUGAUAGGAAUCUGAAUCAGAGCCUGAAGUACGCAAUCACACGAUUCGACCCUCUGGAGUUCUUCCAAAUUCAUCCAGAUACUGGUGUGAUCCGCGCCAGUGGCAAGCCAUUCGACAGGGAAACCAGGGCGGUUCAUCAGUUGGAGGUGACAGUUACUGACCAAGGAGAGCCACCUCUCAAGUAUGAAACUCGAGUCUUCAUCAAGGUCCAGGACGACAAUGACAAUAAGCCGACCUUCAACCAGCGUCUCUACCGUCUGCAGGUGCCCGAAACUCUUCACCAUGGCAAUGACAUCGUUGUCUUCCAGAUCCUAGCCUGGGAUGACGAUGAGGGACUUAAUGGGGAAAUCGAGUUUGAAAUCCGAAGAGCGAAGGACGAUUCUGACAUCUUCACCAUUGAUCCAGAGUCGGGGGUCGUCUUCGCCACUGAUGAUCUUACAUUCGGGGAUGUACAUCACUUCGUUGUACGAGCCUCAGACAAGAGUCCCAGUGAGCCCAAACGCUCCACUGUGAAGGUGCGUAUUGAGGUAGUGGAGCGACUGAAGAAGUCUCCAAACCCGCCCAAGUUUUCAGUGCCACAUCUCAUGAAGCGUGUGAUGGAGAACGACCGCGUCGGCCAUCUUAUUGACCUGAUACAGGCCCAGGAUCUGGACCGGGACGAACUCUUUUACUCCAUUGUUGAUGGAGACCCUGACCAUCAGUUCUACAUCGGCAAGACUGAGGGAAUUCUCAUGGUGGCUCGGCCCCUGGACUGGGAGAAUAAGAAAGCAUACAACCUUACCCUGCAGGUCACAGAUGGAGUGAACAACGACAACUGUACGGUACACAUUGAGGUUAUAGAUGUGAACGACAACACGCCCCAGUUCUCUGCACUGCACUACGAGGGCAGCUUUCCGGAGAGCACUGAAGUCGGUGCAACCUUGCUCAAGGUUGUUGCCAUGGACACAGACAACAACAGACUAAUCUACUCCCUGCCUGAGUGCUGCAACACCAAAACCAGUCUGCAGCUGUUUGCUGUUGGGGCUGAAACUGGUGCAGUUGUUGUUCGUAACCCACUCGACCGAGAGGUGGCAAUGCAGCACAAUCUCACAGUGAUGGUCAAUGAUCAAGGCAUGAACCCGAACCAGAACUUCACACGUGUCACCAUCAACGUGGUCGACCACAACGACCAUGCACCACAGUUCCUCACAGCGCUCUUCAGAUGUCGCGUGUUUGAAACAGCGGCCGUUGGUACCUCGGUUAUACAGGUCUUGGCCAUCGACCAAGACAAGGGACAUAACGCUGAAGUCACAUAUUCAAUUGUCUCUGGUAACAUUGGUGGAACUUAUGACCUUGACCCAUUUUUGGGGACAGUCACCGUUGCUAAGGAGCUUGAAAAUAUUGGAAAGUCAGAGUUCAUAUUGGUUGUCAUGGCAACUGACCAGGGUGACACACCACUAAGUACUACGGCAACAGUUUCUAUCGUGGUCACCAUGUCUGAUAAUGCCCCACCGAGGUUUGAUAAACAAGAAUACAUGACAGAGUUGCUGGAGAAUCAGCCAGUGUUCACAAACGUUUUCACGAUGAUGGCAGAUUGUCGAUCAAGCGUCAUCUACACAAUUAUAGCUGGCAAUGAAAAAGGUGUUUUUGCGAUAAAUCCUAAUUCAGGUGUGGUAUUUACAAAGAAAAUGGUUGAUUAUGAAAUGGACCAUGGAUUUAAUUUGACAAUCAAAGGCACAAGUGUCAUCCAUUCCUAUGCCGUAACUUUCCUUUUUGUGCAUAUAAUUGAUGCAAAUGACAAUGCCCCAGAAUUUGUACAUACGGAAUAUGUUGGUAAUAUAACAGAGGGUUCUAAAGCUGGCAGCAUAGUUCUUGAUGGAAAGGUUGAACCAUUGGUUGUAAAAGCGAAAGACAAAGAUUCAAGCCUUAACGCUAUUUUAAUGUAUGAAAUCAGAGACGACUUUGCCAAGAAGUUCAUCAUUAUUGAUCCUAACACUGGUGCCUUAAGGACAGCUGUAGAUAUUGAUCAUGAAGUAAUCAGUAAAAUAGAAAUGACAGUAGAAGUAUGGGACAUGGGUAAACCCCAGCUACGAUCACGCUCCCCUGCCAAGGUCACUGUUUAUAUAAACGAUGUCAAUGAUACACCCCCACAGUUCAGUGCGCAGUCCUACAAAGCAGAGGUUCUGUUACCAACGUACAAAGAUGUUAUCGUCGCACAAACUGUAACAACAGAUGCAGACACGGGGAUCAAUUCGAAGUUGCAGUACUCCAUUGUGAAGGGAAACUCGGAGAAACGCUUCAGAAUCAGUAAAUUCUCUGGAGCAGUGUACAUCGAUAAUGAGGUUGACAUUGGCGAUGCCUACACUUUAACCAUUGAAGUUUAUGACGGGGUAUUUCGAUCACAAGCAUUAUUGAACGUCAGUAUAUCAAAACCUGUCCAGCACCCAUUCCACUUUACACAAGAAGUCUACGUAGCCAGUGUUCAUGAGAACAGCCCCAUGGAGGAAACCUUGACGGUGGUGCAGGUUGCAGAUAGAGCUCUGAACCAACAGUACACUUUCAGUCUGCUCAACGGUCAGGGGAAGUUUGAGAUGGGCAGGACGUCUGGAGUGCUUACAACUACUGGUCUCUUGUUUGAUAGAGAGGAAAUCAAUAUUUAUAAUCUGGUUGUUGAGGUGAGGCGGGAAAGUUCAAGUGGUACUGAGCGUGCUCACGUGGUUGUCAUGGUUACAGUAGAAGAUGAGAACGACAACAGCCCCAUGUUCACCAACCAGCCGUACCACGCUGUGUUGGUACAUACCUCCCCAUUUGGGCAUGUCAUCAAACAGGUUACGGCCAUUGAUCACGAUGCAAACAAGUUUGGGCGUGUCACAUACAGCUGGAAAGGUCAAGGUGACAUUGACAGCCGGUUCGCCAUCGAUCCUGACUCAGGGAAGAUAACUCUGUUCAAGCCUUUGAGGGAGACUGAUGUUGAGCAGAGAAUAACACUGGCAGUCACAGCACGAGAUGGAGGGUUGCCAGCCAGGACUGCGGAGACAUCUGUGCAGGUGUCCAUUAUCAGUGACAUCUAUCCCGUGUUUGAGCACACAGUCUACCGUGCCUCCAUUCCCGAGUACUUCCCAAUCGGAUCAUCCGUAGCGAGUCUUUCUGCCAACAGUCCAAGUGGUCAGAAGCUCAUUUACACGAUCAGUGACGGUGAUACUUAUGGAGAUUUCAACGUUGAUUAUAAUAUUGGUGUGGUCAAAGUUCAGGGGGAGGUAACCAUGUCAACGUCCAGCUACAAUCUGACUGUCCAGGCCAUAGAGGUCAUGUCUGGACUCACCGCUACAGCCAUGCUUAUGGUCACUGUUCAGGAUGUAAACAACAUUUCCCCGAGUUUUUCGGAGCAUCUCUACACAGUCAGCAUAUCUGAAUCUGCCAGAAUUGGUGCCUUAGUCACCAAAGUUACGGCCUUUGACCCUGAACCGAAAAACAACGGCCUUAUCCACUACUCAUUACUCCCUCUUGUCUCAGGUAACGCGCUGGACUAUUUCUCAAUCGACCCAGAAACUGGAACUAUAUUUACCAAGCGGUUCUUGGACAGAGAACAACAGUCGGAAUAUCAGCUUUUGGUCGAGGCGGCUGAUAGUGGCAUUCCAGCAUUGUCAGGGACGACUGCGGUUGUCGUGAAGAUUGAUGACCUCAAUGACAACCCACCAGUAUUUGACCAGCCAUUCUACCACUGCACCAUCACUGACCAGGUCACCAGAGGUCAGCUGGUCACCAAGGUUUCGGCCACUGAUCCGGACUCCUGUAGCAUGGGGGCUCUACGUUAUGCUAUCAUAGCAGGAAACGAUGAUCAGACGUUUGAAAUGGAUGAAGUAAAAGGGAUCAUACUUCUUUCUCUGCACAGGGUUCCAAAACUUCACCUUGCAUACAAUCUGAAUAUUUCGGUUUCCGAUGGUGUGUUCUCGAAUUUUGCCCGCAUGAAUAUCAAGGUACAGAAUAGCAACAAGCAUGCCCCAAGGUUUGACCGCCAGAUGUAUGUAGCAGAGUUUCCCGAGAACUACGGGGAGGGGAUGUUAGUCACUCAGGUCAAGGCCACAGAUGAAGAUGACGGGACAUAUGGGAUGAUCACCUACUCCAUACCCAGCGAGGAAAUGCAGCAGUACUUCCGUAUAGACGCUGAUACUGGUGAGAUGUACUCCAUGCAAGUGCUGGAUCGUGAACAAAGGUCCGUGUACUCUGUCCCAGUAGCUGUCACAGACAAUGGGGGCCGUAUGACCUUUACGACCGUGCAUAUCUCUGUGUCCGACCAGAAUGACAAUGUGCCGCAGUUCCUUGCCCAGGAAUACAAGAUCACCGCUCUUGACGGGCUGCCUCUGAACUACACUGUCCUACAGAUUCUUGCUGAGGAUCCAGAUAUAGACAGGAACGGAGCCAUUGAGUACAGCUUCUCCCCAGGAACUUCCGAGCGUGUGACCCAGACAUUCCGUCUUGAUCCAAACUCAGGGACGAUAACUCUUGCAGCAAGUCUCAAGGACUCUGUGAAUGAGUAUUUCCAGUUCUUCGUUCAAGCAAGUGACAAAGGGCUGACCCCUAUGAAGAAUGAUGUCCCGGUCAACAUUUGGGUCAUGGACAACGACAGCGCUCAACCGGUAUUCUCCCAGCCUGCCUACUCCUUCUUCAUGCUGGAAAACGAACCAGUUUCUUCAGUUGUAGCCACAGUUAAAGCCCUGAGCUCUUCACCCUUAGAGUACAUAAUAGUGCCAGGAUACACAAAGGGCAGUAACUCUCCAGCCAGAUUCAGCAUCGACAGUCAGGGAAGAAUUCAUGUUACGUCUGCUGUGGACAUGGAGACCAUAAGUGUGUACACUCUGACCGUGCAGGGUCAGACACUCAGCAACCCCCCUCUGGUGACACAAGCCAUUGUCUACAUUCGCUUGAUGGACAUUAACGACAACUACCCUUACUUCGAGUCGUUUCCCUACAUGGUCACUGUACCAGAAAACGCAGAAGCUGGAACAGAACUGAUGCAGGUUGUGGCACGUGAUUUAGACAGGUCUUCAAAAUUUGUCUACUCAUUCGGAGACGAUGUACGAAAAUAUUCGCAGAAAUUCAGCAUUGAUUCGAGCACAGGGAUGAUAAGUCUGUUAUCUCCCUUGGACCGUGAGGCACAGGACCUGUAUAACCUGACCGUGUUGGUGAAUGAUAAUGAAGGUCCCCACGCCCUUCAGAACUUCACGGUCGUACAGGUCAAGGUUAUGGACCAUAAUGACAACCCUCCCGAAUUCAACCGCCCCCUUUACCAGGCUGCAGUGAAUGAGGACGCAUUUGAAGGGACCAUUCUUAUGACCUUGACAACGGUUGACAAGGAUUUGACCUUUGAUCCUCAGUAUUACAUCACAGAGGGUGACCCAGAAGGGAAAUUUAAGAUUCGUAAAAAUGGAGAUGUUUACGUGAAUCGUGUACUUGACAGAGAGCAGGUGCCAAGGUACAAGCUGACUGUUGCCGUCACUGAUGGCGCCUUUGUUACCACGGCAACACUAACUAUUGACAUUCUUGACGCUAAUGACAACGCGCCAGUAUGCAGCAAGCCCGUGUACACAGCCGUGGUCAGUGAAGAUGUGACCCCAAGCUGGGUCAUUGCACACCUCAAGGCCACUGACGCAGAUGAAUACGGUUCCUUGAGAUACGAACUUACGGGACAUGGUGCUAAAGAUUUCUACAUCGAACCUAACUCUGGUAUCCUGACAGCAGCCGUGUCUUUGGACCGAGAGCAUGAGGACCGCUAUUACAUGGAGGUGAGGGCAGUGGACAUCGGGGGCAAGUUCUGUGUCACGGAGGUACACCUCACGAUACGCGAUGUAAACGACAACAGCCCAGUGUUUGAGACGCUAGAACAGCCAGUCAGUAUCAGCGAGGGAGCACCAGUCAACACCCUCGUGUAUCGUGUGACUGCUUCGGAUGCUGAUCUUGGUAACGACCGCCAAAUAGUGUACUCGUUGAUAUCCAACUCGGGGGAGACUUUCAAGAUGGACUCCAAGAGUGGACUAAUCCAGUUGUCCAAGCCUCUUGACCGAGAGAGAAUGCCCGCAUACACCUUACGGGUCAGGGCCACUGACAAGGGCACCCCUCAACUUACCAGUGAGAUGGACAUAGACAUCACAGUGACGGACAUCAACGAUAAUCCACCCGAGUUUGAGCAGACCACGUACUGGUCAUCUGUGCCUGAGGACGCGGUCAUUGGUCAGUACGUGACCACUGUACGAGCCACCAGUAGAGACAUUGGUCUCAAUGCCAAGAUUGCCUACUUCAUACAGUCAGGAAACGACAAGGAUAAGUUCACAGUGGAGCCUGACACAGGUGUUAUUCGUACUGCUGGAUACCUGGACCAUGAGUCGGUUCCAGGCUACGUGCUCACAAUUCGGGCCCAGGACCAUGGCGACGUUCCACUCAGCAACAUGGCCUUCGUGCAGAUCAAUGUGACCGAUGUUAAUGACAAUGCCCCAGUGUUCAUGCAGAAACACUACACAGGGCAGGUCCGAGAGGAUGCAGCUAUAGGGACUCGCGUUCUGCAGCUGUCCACAGCUGACCUUGACAGUGACCGAGCCAACAAGGUUGUCAACUACAGCAUCAUGGCUGGGGACAGCCUGCACGUGUUUGAUGUUCAUCGAACUGAGGGAUACCUCAUUGUGAGGAGCCGUCUUGAUAGGGAAGAUGUUGACAUGUACACGCUGCAAGUUCGUGCAACCAACUACCACAUGAGCACGGACACACUGGUCACCAUAGUGAUUCUAGAUGCCAACGACUGUGCGCCCACUUUCUCCCAGGAGAACUAUACAUUGCUUGUGCAGGAGGACAGGAAGCUUACCACAUGCAUCCUGAAAUUUGAGGUCACGGAUGAUGACCUCGACCCCAACGGUGCGCCCUUCACCUUUGACCUCAUAGGUCACAAGGAUGAGAAAUUCAAGGUCGAUGCGGAGGGAAAUCUGUGUAUUGCAGGCGAGUUGAACCGCAAGAUCACAGCCAUAUAUCACCUUAAGGUGCGGGUGUUUGACAGCGGCACCCCUGCCAUGUUUUCUGACGUAAAUGUCGAUGUGGAGGUUAUUGAAGAAAGCACCCAAGCCCCUGUGGUUUCUAAUCUGGAUGUGUCCAUCAGCUCGUAUCUAGAUGAAUUCCCAGGAGGUGUGAUUGGUACACUGAAAGCUGUGGAUGGGGACAAGUUUGAUACUCUCUCUUAUACGGUAUCUUCUGUGCAUCGUAACAUGUUUGAUAUCGACAAGAAAGAUGGGCGCGUGAUUGCAUUUGCUGGUUUGGAUUCAGGGAGGUACAGUGUCAAUGUUAGUGUCACAGAUGGAAAGUAUACCUCGAUUGGUAUUGUAAACGUAGAUGUUACCACAAUCACCAAGCAAAUGAUAGAGAAUGCAGUCACCAUACAGUUUGAAAAUAUGGAACCUAGAGAGUUUGUGAAAAUCCACAAGGCCGACUUUAUUCGAUUGGUGAAGGAUGACCUGAAUGUUAGAACAAGUGACGUCAUGAUAAUUAGUAUUCAGAACUCCCAGAGCUCGAUUAACAAGUCAGCAAGAAAACGCCGUAACACUGGCGAUAAGAACCUAGAUGUGUUGUUUGCUGUUUACAAGGGAAGUGAGUAUCUGUCGAGAGACAAACUGAAACGAAGGGUCAUGAAAAUAGAAGACGAAAUCGAGACUGCUUUGGUUGUAAAGAUUGUGAGUGUAUUCUCCGAUAUUUGCAGCAAGGAUCUGUGUAAGGAAGGGGAAUGUGUGGGGCUUGUAGAGUUUGACAAGGACAGUCUGGUUCCGGUGUUCCUGGAUGGUGGAAGCUUUGUAUCUGCCAAGCACAAGUACACAUAUGAGUGUCAGUGCCCCAAUGGGAACAUAGGUGACAACUGCCUGCCCAACCCACGUAGCUGCUCAGAGGCGCCAUGUCCCGAGUACAAGGUGUGUGUCCCAGACGUGGAGCGUGGGUACCAGUGUAUGUGCCCGCCGGGUCAGACUGGGCGACAUUGUGAGAAAGACCUCGAUAACAAGUGUGAUAACAUCAACUGUAACAAAGGAGACUCUCCAAUCACAUUCACGGGUUCUAGCUACGCCAAGUGGACGCUGCACAACAAGAUUGAGGAGCGACUCAGCCUCUCUCUGAGAAUUAAGACGAUCAAAGAGACUUCCUGCCUCAUGUUUGCCAAGGGACGCGUUGACUACAGCAUUCUAGAGCUGAAGAACGGCAUGGUGCAGUACCGGUUUGACUGUGGCAGCGGUGAGGGGCUCGUACUUCUGCCGAACCACAUCAGUGACGGCAAGUGGCACACCAUCAUGGUGGAGCGCUACGGCAACUCUGCGGAAGUGUUCCUCGAUGGACAGUACUCUGCCAUUACAACCGCCCCUGGCAAGAACGAUGUCUUGAAUCUGGACAAUAGCGAUGUGUACUUUGGUGCCGAGGUCGAGACCUACUCCAAUGGGUAUAUUGAUGUACGCAAAGGUUUCCGGGGCUGUAUUGAGGAUAUAAGGAUUCAUAACGUUCGUCUGCCUGUUUCCGGUAGCAACGCGGUGGCGCUUUCUCAGCAAUUUGAACACGUGGAGUUCUCUUGUAGGGAUUCUGAGUUUGCUCUGCUUGGGGACAACGUGUGCAGCAGUUUUCCGUGUAUGAACGGUGGCAAGUGUGAGUCAGCCGGUACCUCAUACAUCUGUCGGUGCGGAGACCGCUUCUCAGGCCAGCGCUGUGAGAUUGACAAGGAACCUUGCCUCAAGAUGCCUUGUCUCAACAACGGUGUUUGCCAGAAUGUGAAGGGUGUCCCCAACGACUUCUUCUGCACUUGUCAAACUGGGUACCAGGGACGACGGUGUGAGUACGGCAAGUACUGUCGCUCCCUGCCCUGUCUGCAGGGGGGCACCUGCAUUGAGGGACCUACUUCCUACACCUGCCGCUGCCUGCCUGGAUAUAGUGGCCCACGCUGUGAGUCCUUACAGGACGUGUGUUUGUCAAACCCGUGUGAGAAUGAUGGGACCUGUCUGCAGGAGGGAACCAUGUACACGUGUAACUGCACGCUUUCAUACCAAGGUGACAAGUGCCAGGAUGUAGUCCUCCCAGUGGUCACGUCCAACGCAGCAGGAAUCAUGUCCGAUGAGAUCUACAUUAUAGUUGGUGUUGUCUGUGCCCUGAUUAUCAUAGUCGUCAUAUUAGUGAUUGUACGUGUGAUGUGUCAGCGAAGGAAGCGACGACACCGCCAAAACAUCACUGGAGGGGUAGCGCAUGACACUCCAGAUGUCUACCUGAAUCUAUUGAAGAAUGACAAGCACAAAUACAAAGCCGAGAACCUUGUUGAAAAUGUGAACAAUCGGCGAAAAACUCCUCCAUCACCGACGCCACCACCUGUUCCUAACAGACCUGCUUCCUAUACACCGAGCGCUCGUGACUCCAUCCACACACUGAACAACUUUGACCAGUUGAGGAAUUGUAACUAUGGCAGUGCAGCAGACGACCUUGAGAAUCCUCGGAAUAUCCCGCCCUACAAUGUGGACUUUCAGACGUUUGGUCCAGUACGUAGCGUGGCGAGCGUUCAGCCCACGUUGCCUGCCCCUUUGUCGGCAAGUGACUCGGACUCACUGCAGAAGGAACCCUGGGAGAGAGCCUGUCAGAAUAUCCUGCAGAAUUAUAUGUCAGUUGCAGAGAAGAAUUCAGACAAGAUGCUGAAGAAGAUGCCAGUCGGGACAGUUCAGCCAAUGAACCAUCUUCAAGGUCACGUGCAUGACAACACUUCGGUGAGCAGUCUGCCGAUAUCAGAGUCCGAGGACGACCAACAAGGGUCUGCAAAAAAUGGCUAUCACUGGGAUGCGUCCGACUGGGCCCCGGAGAAGUCUCUUCCCAACAUCAGUGAGCUACCUGCGGGCGAGUGCCCAGAUUCUCCCGGGUCAGGAAGCCCGCAUAGCAACGAAUCCAACACCAACGUUUAUGUGACCAGGAACAGCGGCCACUACAUGGCUGACUGGGAAUUCAUGGAGUCAGAAUAUGUCGGUUAUUCAGAAUCCACAGAGACUGAUACGGAAAAUAUUCCUGAUAUAGAUCUACCAAACUACGAGAAACUUUUAGCUGAGCAGAGUCGACUAUUGGAGGGGUAUGAAAGUAGGAAUAUUAACGUUCACAUCCACCCGAACUAUUACCUGCCCCUGAACUCGAGUUUCACGAGCACUCACAGCGCAGAGGAAGGUCCGCGCCAGGAAAUCUGGCCUCCUCCGCCAGCCUACGCUGUGAACGGUCUUGACAGCACUGCAAGUGACUCCAGCCACACCACCAGCUCAGAAGAUGACAACGAAUCUGUCUUACACUAUGGCUUCCCUGUAAACCAGAACAAUAUCAACCGCUUGUCCAUGAUCACCACCGACAGCGAGUUUGAUCAUCGUCGGCUGUCAGCUGCUUUCACGACGGACAGUGACUUCAAUGAUGGUGAUAACAACCAUGGUGAGGUUGUGGAUGAUAUGUCUGAAAUUUCUGGUCUGUGUGAGCUAGAAGACAGUGAGGCAAACAUCAGCGAUGAUGAAAACACGCCCCUUCAGACAGACAAGCGGAUAACAGAAGUUUAGAUUGAUAGUGUUGGGCUUGUUUUUUGUGUGACAGGAUAAUCAAUUAUAUUUUCAUAAAUUUGGGGUCAAUAUUGACUCUUGGGAACAAAUUAUAACAAUCAUUGCUUUUUUGACAAACUAUUCAUCUGCUUAGCAUAUGAUCACAGUUUAUUCCUGGUACAUAGCUUGCAUAGUGGUUUGGAAUCAGGAGCCUUACUUAAGUAAAAUUGAGCUAAAUGCAGGUGCAUAAAGUGUCAUCCCAGAUUAGCCUGUGCAUUUUUCACAGGCUAAUCAGGAACGACAGUUUCUGCAUGGACUGCAUUUACAUUUAGAAAAGAACUUUAAACAAAAAAUUUCAUAAAGGCGGAAAGGGUUGUUCCUGAUUAUCCUGUGAGGACUUCACAGGCUGAUCUGGGAUAAAAUUUGAUGUACAUGCAUUAAGCCCUGUUUUCCCAGAGCAUGUCUCAAUGUGUAAUAGCUAAACUGUAUUAGGAAAAGUAUGAAUUACAUACACCUUUAUUAUUACAAGUAUGUCUGAAUACUUUGAUGAAUUAAAUACAAAAUGGAAUUAUUGGUAUGAUCAUUAGAUUAGGGCUUGAAGUAUACUAUAAGUAUUAGGGCUUAGCUUUUUAAAAUGUGAUGUUCAUUGAAGUAUGAACUUUUUAGUCAUGUGGUGCUUUUUAUUGUGUCUUGUAUGGCGAUAUAUCAUAGAUUCAUCUUCAAAAUCACUUUAAUUCACUCAUUGAACAUUAUUUAAAAAAUACUUUUUGUACUAUAUGACUUUGUUAUAUGAUGUUUAAAAUGUAUUUUUGUAUUGUUGCAGUAUUUUGUUGAUAUUUUGUGUUGUUAUAACCUGGUUUCAGUAAAUCAACCCAGGAUCCAAAUGAUCCUAUAGGAAGUUGUGCCUAACACAGUCAUGUUGUGAUCCUCUUUAACAGUCAGAACUGUCCAGAGUCCUGACUACCCUACACUUCAGUCCAUUUUUACCAGUAUGCCAAAUGGAUAAUAAAACAGACAUCCUGACCUUUAACAUCAAGGUCAUCUGUCACCCCCAACAUGUUUUUCCCUCUCAUAAUUUUAAACAUCAGACUCUGGACCUUCUGCUAAAUAGUAAAAUAUAUUAUGAUAUAAUUUCUACCUGCUUCAUGCCUUAUGAUUUAAAGUCAUCAACUAGAAAUUAUAAAGAUACCGGACCAAUGUGUUAAUACCUGUUCACUAGGGUAAAUCUUUUGAGUUUUUCAAUUAACAAUAUAUUGUUUAUUGUCCAAAAACCCUGAUUGCUGCUAAUAUGUAUUUCUCUGUAAGGUAUUUAUCCAUGGGUCUAAAAAUGUGCUCAAUUUAUCUGGCAUUGUAACAUAGUCCUGGUCUUAAAGUUUUGGUAUAUUUUAAAUUAAUAUUUGAAUUUAUUUUAUGCUUUCCGGUGGUUUAUAGAGAAAUAUCAGUGAAAUAAAAUUGGUAUUCCAUUGUUUUAAACAGUGAAAAAUAACAAUGAAAAAUAUCGAUAUUUUUCACUGUUUUACUGUGAAAUGACGUUAUUUUUUCGACGAAAUGACGUCAUUAAUCCAGCGAAAUCAUCCAGUUAAACUCAUUUACAAUGUAAAUAAACGGUAAAAAGCAUAAAAUAAAAAGAAAAUUUGUUGGAUUCGAUGGAAUAUCGAUUUUAUUUCACCCGUGAUCAUAGAAAAUAUAUAUUUUCACUCAAAUAAAAUCGAUAUUCCACCGAAUCCAACAAAUAUCCUCUAUUUAUCUGAAUUUUGUUUAUUGGUAAUUUAUAUCAUUUUCCUUUUUCUCAUGCCAGUAUGUUGCUUUUAAAAUUAAGUUAAUAAGUUAAUGACCAGUUACAAUGAUAUCAACGUUUAUAGUCUUGCCACAGCCCGAAGUGUUUUGGAUUGUGGAGGAUGUAAACAUGUCUGACAGAAAAUAUAAGUCUUUCAAUGAAGCUCAAUCUAAAUACCCCUUCAUGUAAGAUAGAUGUGGGGUGAUUAAUAUUGGCUGAAAAGUGUAACCUCUAGAUUAAAGUUUCUGUUCUUGAUUUUCACAAACGCUCUGACCUCAGAUUACACAUUUGUGAUGUUGUGAAACAAAAGUGCUUCCAAUACAUUGUCUUAUUGAUGUUGAAAUUAUGUGUAUGGCUGUACGGACAUAUCUGUUGGCAUUUUUCAGAUGUAUUUUUUACUUUAUAGUUUGAAAUAUGUUCAGCACGAUUUUAUAAUUGCAGUAUACCAGUAUUACCAAUAGGUAAUUCAUGGAAGGAAUCAUUAUGAUUAAAUAUUACUCUUAUAAUUCAGUUGAUUUUCCAUUCUGUUGUUUCCUAAAUUUCAUUUUGAAAAUUUCAAUUGCCUCCAAUGAAAAUGUUAAUUCCUGGAAGUUUGCCUUCAAUAUUAUCAUUUGUAAAAUUAUGUUUACAUGUAUAUAACAUAUGUCACAUCAGAUCCUAUGUAUUCAGAUCUAAAACAGAGAAUUUCAAUUGGUUGCGAUAGUCCAAACCUAUUGUACAAGAAACUUUCCUUCUCCUUGUGACCAUGAAUAUAAUUGAAAAAUUAUGAACAUAAGUUAUAAAAUGUAAAUAAAAUACAUUAUAAACAUUUUAUGUUUGUGACUUGAGACUUUUUAAUUUUGAUGUUUUAAACUUUCUGUAAAUAUAUUAUUGUGCAUUUUAGCAACAUUGAUUUAAAACUCAUUACUUAGCAAUAUGUUGCUAAGGUGUAGUUUAACAUGUGUGAAUUAUGAGAAUUACGUUGUGAUGUGUCCUUGUAAAGUAUUUUAGUUAACCUUAAGUUUAAAAUUAUAAUUGUAAAUUGGGAAGUUUUAUUUUGUAAUAUCUUUUUAGAUCUGAUAUAUAGCAAUUAAGGUUGUGUUAGAAUUGUGCAUUUGUUGUUUAAAUUAUAGUUUGUACAUGUUCUUAUAUGUUGUUUUGUUAAUUAUUCACCAAUUGUGUUUUCCAAAUUGCAACUGUACGUAGAAUUCAUCUCUAUUAAUUUUAACACAAAUGUGAUAUCCUAAUAGUUCUCAUGAUUAAGGAAUUAUUUAAUUAUUUGCAUUAAUAAUAUAACAAAUGUGAGGAGUGGUUUUGCUUCGUUUUAGAAGAGCAUGUAUUGAAAUCAUGUGUAUAUGUUAAGAUUGAAAUAAACUGUUGUGAAUUAUAACAAAUAUUUUUACUGUAAGGAAUGUCCACUUUGUACAGUUGCAAUCGGGAAAACAUGAUAAUGUUGUUGAGAAUAUGGUUAAAAAUUAUAAAACUAUAAAAAUGUUUUGAUGCAAAACAAAAUGAAACAAAGAUA
Dreissena polymorpha is the source of this 17782-nucleotide messenger RNA. RefSeq names its product protocadherin Fat 1-like. The transcript has 36 exons. Gene Ontology annotation, molecular function: cadherin binding; calcium ion binding. The record is from RefSeq and is a predicted model, not a curated record. Gene Ontology annotation, biological process: homophilic cell-cell adhesion. Gene Ontology annotation, cellular component: plasma membrane; catenin complex. Bases 423 to 14522 code for a protein of 4699 amino acids. Lineage: Eukaryota; Metazoa; Mollusca; Bivalvia; Myida; Dreissenidae.